Molecule: messenger RNA, 1849 nt
Organism: Corylus avellana
Lineage: Eukaryota; Viridiplantae; Streptophyta; Magnoliopsida; Fagales; Betulaceae
Product: cytochrome P450 71AU50
Molecular function (GO): monooxygenase activity; oxidoreductase activity, acting on paired donors, with incorporation or reduction of molecular oxygen; iron ion binding
Source: RefSeq, a predicted model, not a curated record
UUUUACAUGUUUUAUAUUGUUUGGUGACAACCAUGAAUAUAGUUGAUAUAAAUGGUUGGCUUGUGCUGAGAAAAGAGCUAGGAUGCUUGCCCAGCAUCACCAUGGCUUGGACAUGGACAAUACUCAUGAUCACCUUGAUUAUGCUUGUUUCCCUCCUGCAAAAAUGGGCGUGGAAAUGCAUGAAAAUGAGGAGGAAACUACCUCCAAGUCCAAGAGGGUUCCCUAUCAUUGGCCACUUCCAUAUGCUAGGGGAAUUGCCCCAUCAAAAUCUCCUUCGACUUUCCCAAAAAUAUGGUCCCAUAAUGUUCUUGCGCUUAGGCCUCGUGCCUGCCAUUGUUGUCUCAUCCCCUCAAGCUGCCGAGCAGUUCCUUAAAGCAAACGACCUUGUGUUUGCCAGCAGACCACCUCAGGAGGCUUCGAAGCACAUCUCGUACGGGCAAAAGAGCUUGUCGGGUUCUCCUUACGGCGCCUACUGGCGCCACGUACGUAAGAUAUGCACCCUUGAGUUGCUUAGCAGUCAUAAAAUCAGUGCUUUCAAAUCCAUGAGGAAAGAAGAGCUUGGGGUUUUGAUAAAGUUUGUUAGAGAGGCUGCUGGCGAUUGUGUUGCCGUUGAUCUGAGUGCCAAGGUUUCAUCCCUCAGCGCGGAUACGACUUGCCGUAUGGUGUUUGGGAAGAAGUACAUGGACGAGGAUCUUGAUGAGAGGGGAUUCAAGGCUAUGAUCCAAGAUGUUAUGCGGCUUAUAGCAACUCCAAACGUUGGUGAUUAUAUUCCUAUCAUUGCGCCGCUUGAUCUGCAGGGGCUAACACGGCGGAUGAAGGCGGUUAGUAAGGUUUUUGAUGACUUUUUUGAGAAGAUCAUCGAUGAGCAUGUCCAAUCCAAGGACCAAAAUAAGACCAAGGACUUUGUUGAUGUUUUGCUGAGCUUCAUGGGAUCUGAAAAAUCUGAGGACCGCAUCCAACGGUCUGAAAUCAAGGCCAUAAUUUUGGACAUGCUUGCAGGAUCAAUGGACACUUCAGCAACGGCAAUUGAGUGGGCACUCUCAGAAUUAAUCAAAAAUCCAGGGGCAAUGAAGAAAGUUCAGAAGGAGUUGGAAGAGGUGGUGGGGUUGGAGAGGAUGGUGGAGGAAUCGGACUUGGAUGGGUUGGAGUACUUGGACAUGGUUUUGAAGGAAUCCUUGAGGCUACAUCCGGUGGCACCAUUGUUGCUACCUCACGAGGCCACGGAGGAUUGCACCAUCAAUGGUUUCCACAUACCCCGGAAAUCUAGAGUGAUAGUAAAUGUAUGGGCAAUCGGGCGAGAUCCAAGUGUUUGGAUUGAUGCAGAGAAGUUCUUCCCGGAGAGGUUUGUCGGAAGUAAUAUAGAUGUCCGGGGACGUGACUUCAAACUCAUCCCAUUCGGAUCGGGUAGAAGGGUUUGCCCGGGAAUGCAAUUGGGUCUCACUGUGGUUCGGCUAGUGGUGGCACAGCUUAUCCAUUGCUUUGAUUGGGAGCUUCCUAAUAAUAUGCAGCCAAAUGAGUUGGACAUGACAGAGGAGUUUGGUCUUGUAACUCCAAGAGCCAAUCAUUUACUUGCAAUUCCUACCUAUCGCCUUAUCAAAUAAUUCCUUUUUGUAAAUUAUUAGCCGUUUGACUGUAGCUCUAUUUAAGUCACCGUUGAAUAAUAAUAAAAUCUAUGCAAAGUUUUUUAUCCUCAAACAGUGAAUUUGUCGGUUUGUGAAGAGGUUUCGAGGUGGCCGGAUUAAAAUGCACAUCUUGGUUAGUUCAUAUAUUACAAUCGACGAUCUUUUAAGUGUAACACGUACGUUGUUUAAGUAUAUGUAUAUAUAAACUCUUUGGACACCAUUUGGAC